AUGACUGAUGAGCCAGCCAGCACAAGUCAAGUAACCAAAAUAUGGGCAAAGGAACUGUUGACAUUCAGGGAUGUGGCUGUAGAAUUCUUUCCAGAGGUUUGGGCAUGCCUGAACACUGCUCAGCAAAAUUUGUACAGGGAUGUGAUGAUGGAAAACUACAGAAACCUGGUCUCCUUGGAACUUGCUGCCUCUAAGCCAGACCUGAUCACAUGUCUGAAGCAAAGACAAGAGCCCUGGAAUGUGAAGAGAGAGGAGGCAACAGCUAAACACCCAGGUAGGUGA
Molecule: messenger RNA, 282 nt
Organism: Nycticebus coucang (slow loris)
Lineage: Eukaryota; Metazoa; Chordata; Mammalia; Primates; Lorisidae
Product: zinc finger protein 736-like
Exons: 3
Coding region: 1-282 (93 amino acids)
Biological process (GO): regulation of DNA-templated transcription
Source: RefSeq, a predicted model, not a curated record